AUGGGUUACUGUGCUCAUAAUAGUAGUGGUAGUAGUAGUAGCAGCAGCAGUAGUUGUAGCAGCAGCACAAGUAGCAGAAGUAGCAACCAUGAUAACAACAAUAAUAUCCAUACCAACAACAAUGACAGUACACCACUUCUCUUGAACAAAACUUUUAAAAAUUAUUCAACAGUAACAGAUGAUACAAAUCAUAGGGAAGAACAAGUGAGUUGUAUAGAAAAAUAUAUAGACUUAUUUUCAACUUCCUUAUACUUGGAAAAUACAUUGGCUGUGGCUAGAGAUCAUUUAGCAAAUGAGAGAACCUUUUUAGCUUGGGUGCGGACCAGUUUAUCGACCAUUUCAGCAGGAGUUGCCGUGACCCAACUAUUUCGUUUAGACAAGGAAAAUAACUCUGGCCGAUUUUUGGGAAUGGCCUUUGUCGUGAUUGGAAUACUCUAUAUGAUGUUUGCAUGCCUAAGAUACUUUCAUACUCAAACAUCCAUGACAAAGGGCUACUUUCCUGCUAGUCGAAGCAUCAUUCUCAUAACGAGUACUGUUACCCUAUCUGCACUCAUUGCUGUAUUCUUCAUUAUUAUUUCAAGGUUUUAA
Molecule: messenger RNA, 588 nt
Organism: Rhizopus microsporus ATCC 52813
Lineage: Eukaryota; Fungi; Mucoromycota; Mucoromycetes; Mucorales; Rhizopodaceae
Exons: 3
Coding region: 1-588 (195 amino acids)
Source: RefSeq, a predicted model, not a curated record